GAAGGGUAACUAAAUAGAACCGUGGCCGUCAGAAGGAGUUUAGAUUCAGAUAGUGUGGGCUUCCAUCGGCGGUAGUUAUAGAAUAGUAUAGCAUAGCCUAACUUCUCCAUUGAAGACGCUAGAGUCCCGACUUGCAGGUUGUGCACGUAUACUUUGAUUUGAAUCGAAUGCAUUGACUGCAAUACUCCGUGCUUCAGAGCGAAGAAGUUACAGUGACAGAGCGUGUUCAAGUUAUUUCAAGAGCACUUUUGGGAUAUAUCAACCCGGCUGCUUUGAAUUUGGGUCGAAUCAGCGAGCAAUCAUGUUGUGGAAACUAGCUGAUAACGUCAAAUACGAAGAUGACUGCGAGGAACGGCACGACGGCAGCAGCAAUGGGAACACCCGGCUUCCACACUUGUCAGCGGUGAGCCAGCACCUCUACAGCCCGGCUCCCCCGCUCUCUCACCCGGGCAGCUCGGAUUUCCAGCCCCCUUACUUUCCUCCACCAUACCAGCCGCUUUCAUACGCCCAAUCCAGCGAUCCCUUUUCCCACUUGGGAGACCCGUUUUCCAUCAAUUCUCUCCACCAAUCGGGUCCACCAGUGCCUAAUCAGCAGCAAGGAUGGCCCAGCAGACAGAACCAAGACCACUCGGGGAUUGGACGCUCCGGUCUGGCCAGCCAGAUACUCGGACUGGAGUCGGGCUCCAUCAGCGGCAGAAGAGAAGCAUUCCGCCGGCCGGAACUUCUACUGCCCCACGGUCACCAGAUCGAUUCGGGGGUCAUCGGAGAGAGCAUGGGACUGCAUGACAUUGGGCAAAGCAUGGACGACGUGCAGCAUGUGGAUGAUAGCAGCAUCGUGAUGGCAGACCAGACAGUAAUUAAAAAAGUAUUAGGAAUAAGAAGUGGCACGAGUCAGGAUCGUAUUCGGAGGAGUUAUUUUGGGAGUGGCUUUCUUGCUGGUGAGGAUGAAGGCCCGGUGAAUCAUUCGAAGGGGAAUGCCCUGGUGAACCCCUAUCAGAAGGAGGGCUUGCUGGGGAUGGUAUCGAACCCCACUGAGGUGUUCUGCUCUGUACCUGGCCGUCUUUCCCUGCUCAGCUCCACCUCCAAGUACAAGGUGACGGUGUCCGAGGUGCAGCGCCGCCUGUCCCCCCCAGAGUGUCUCAACGCCUCCCUGCUGGGAGGGGUUCUGCGCAGAGCGAAAUCCAAAAACGGGGGCCGCUCCUUGCGGGAAAAGCUGGAUAAAAUCGGUCUGAACCUCCCUGCCGGCAGACGAAAGGCAGCAAACGUCACGUUGCUGACAGCACUGGUAGAAGGUGAGGCUGUGCACCUGGCCCGUGACUUCGGUUACGUCUGCGAGACGGAGUUCCCUGCCAAGGCCAUGGCCGAGUACCUGGGCCGGCCGCAUGUGGAACGCAAUGAGGCCAACAGCCGCAAGAACAUGCUGCUCGCCGCAAAGCAAAUCUGCAAAGAGUUCACAGAGGUGCUGACCCAAGACCGAUCUCCGCUGGGGAACUCCCGGCCCGCGCCCAUCCUGGAGCCUGGGAUCCAGGGCUGCCUGACUCACUUCAGCCUCAUCACACACGGGUUUGGAGGCCCCGCAAUCUGCGCUGCCAUGACCUCCCUGCAGAACUACCUGAACGAGGCGCUCAAGCAGGUGGACAAAAUGUACCUGAGCUCCGGGAGCGAGCAGCAGGGCUCCUCGGACGGCAGCAAAUCUGUAGAGAAGAUGGACAAGCACCGGAAGUGAGCAUCCCGAGGACGGGGGGAGGGAGGGGGUUACGCCUUCAUAUUUCCCACGUCCCAAUUUUUUAAAAAUAUAUUUUAAUAUUUUUUACAUGUAUGCCUCUUAACCUGCAACUUUUCUCCUAAGCCCACUUUUUUUUUUUUUUUUUUUUUGAUAACUUUUACACCCAGCUUCCCUUUCCGACCUCCCCCGACAGUGCUUUUGCCAUUACUGUUUUUUAUUUGUGUUUUUUGAAAGAGGUGGUCUUACCUGCUGGGAAUGAGUAAGAGGUCCUACAGAGGUGCAGCGAUACCAUUUUUUUUUUUUGAUCGGAGAGGAUCGGCACGCUGCUUGAAGGAACAGGAGGAUUCAGCAGCAGCCUGUGGCUGUCCUGCUUUGUGUGAGAACACUUUGCUAGAGGACGCAGCUGCCGCUGGACACUGGGCUGAAUACACACAACUAGCACGCAGUCUGGACAGUCCAUGCCAUUUUUACUGCAGUGGACAUUGUACGAAGGCAGCCGCUGGUGCUUUUUAUCACAGUUGGCAAACAAUCAUGGGAAAUCUAUAUUGCUGCAUGUUUCCACCAGCUUUGUCUUCACUCUCUAACUGACCAAUCUGUUCAUGUUGACUGGCCACUCCUUUCGCGUGACUGAUCUGUUUUUUGCCUGAAAGCCGCGUUCUUUCUCUUUCCCUUUUCCGAACGGACAGUGCGCAGUAACAUGCAAAACAAGUGGGGUAAGCAAGAAAACCGGACACAUGAAACAAACAAAUUACUUUGGCACAAGUGGCCCUGUGCAAGAAAAGACAGGGGAGUCGUGCAAGCUGAAAAAAGCAGAAAUGAGUGCACAAGACAAAGACUGUUGCAGAGUCAUGCAAACUGUGCAUCAAACCUGCCAAAUCUGUUUCAGGUGUCUGACCUCUGAACAUAAAGGCACAUUAUUGUUGGUAUUAUUAUUGUUGUUAUUAUUAACUUUUAAAAAAGAUACUGCUUUUUUUUUUUUUUCCUCUCGAAUGUGUAAAUAUUUUUAUUUAUGUUGUAAUUUAAUGGGAUUUGUAAAUACUGGUGAUAACUCUUAACUUUAAAAAAAAAAACAACAAAAAAAAAGUUUGAAUUUUGUAAAUGGGUUUCAGCUCUUUAUUUUUUAGAAGAAAUGUGAUCAGCUGUGAUGGGAUGCUGAGAUGUUUAAAGUUCGUGCAAAGGUAUCUUUUAAAAUGAAAUAAAACAGGGUAAUUUUAAAGUGACUUUGUACAGUUUUGCCCUUUACUCUCUUAGUUGUUUUUGAGUCUUUGUGAUGUGGUACGGUGCCUCUUCCUUUUGUGAAACUGAGAAAGUAAUACCUGCAGAUUGUUUUCAGUAAAAGAGCAAGGUGCUUUGUGGAAAAGCAAUCUGUAAAAAAUACCAAACGAACACCACUAUCUGUGUGACUUAGCCAUUCAAUAAAGCAAUUUAAUUUUCUGGUUAAAA
Molecule: messenger RNA, 3169 nt
Organism: Acipenser ruthenus (sterlet)
Lineage: Eukaryota; Metazoa; Chordata; Actinopteri; Acipenseriformes; Acipenseridae
Product: transcription factor AP-2 gamma-like
Exons: 8
Coding region: 302-1726 (474 amino acids)
Biological process (GO): regulation of cell population proliferation; anatomical structure development; regulation of transcription by RNA polymerase II
Cellular component (GO): nucleus
Molecular function (GO): DNA-binding transcription factor activity, RNA polymerase II-specific; RNA polymerase II transcription regulatory region sequence-specific DNA binding
Source: RefSeq, a predicted model, not a curated record